Cinara cedri is the source of this 11452-nucleotide messenger RNA. NCBI's taxonomy places the organism in Eukaryota, Metazoa, Arthropoda, Insecta, Hemiptera, Aphididae. The record is from the annotation of a GenBank genome assembly.
CCAAAAUUUUUCGAAAGGAUUUGUAAUAGAACAUCUGGGCUUUUGUUUUUUUUUCACAAUUCCCUUAUGUUUAAUAUUUUGUUCUCGUAAUGUCGCCAUGAUAUUCUAAAAUUCAAAUGUUUAAGAGCAAAUCAGUUAUUUGUUUAUUAGUUACUUAUAUAGUAUAUGAAGAACAGAAGUAAAUUAUUUGUUCCAUUUCUACUUUUACGAUCUGCAAUCUGCAUGCUAAAUUAUUUAUCAUGAUUGUGUUAUUUGUAUCAUAUAAAGAUAAGUAUUAUCAAAAUUCUCAUGAAGGAAAAGGAAUUUUGAUGUUUAUUGAUCCACGGCUUCAUUAUGAUAAUUAAUUGAUAAAAUAAUGACUGUCGGCUGUCGUGAAGAAUUAUUAUUAUAGUUUUAUAGUAUGUAAUUUAGUUGCUCUUAUUAAUAUUUUUCACUCGCACAACGUAGUAAGUAGUAAUUAUUUUGUUUAAAUCAUAAAUCUGUGACCAACUCAAAUGACAGUCUACUGAUGCGGACGUUUAGCAUCCGGCCGCAGUUAAGUAAUCAUUACGUUGAGAUGACAAGUUAAAUCAAGCAACUUGGCAUCCGUCAUAUUUCUGUCGCGAUUACUAGUUCUUGAUAGUCGCUGUUUAUAUUUUGAACUUUGUAUUUAUACGUUUGUUUUGAUAAUUGCCAAUAAAUAUGAGCGUGGUACAAGGUGGACUUAGCAAAUUAAAGAAAAAACACAUUGGUGUUAAGAGACAGAAGGUUAAGUUAUUCCGUGCCAAUGAGCCAUUGCUGUCAGUUCUUAUGUGGGGUGUCAAUCAUACUGUACGUAUUAUGUAAAUUAUUUUCUCUAGUUAUCACGAUAUUACUAUUUAAUUACUUUUAACAUAGGUACAAUCUCCAUUUUGAAAAUUGUUUAUUUUAUUUAUGUUUAUACCUACUUAACUGUAAUUUUCAUUGUUAAUAUAUUUAUUCUUUUACACUUGGUUGUACACUAAAUUACUAAAAGAGUGAACUAUAAUCUGUUUUAUAUUUGAAUAGAGUAUAAGAAUAAUUUUAAUAAAAGAAAGGAGGAAGUAGGUAUUUAAUCUUCAAGGAUUUUCAAUUUAACAAAUAAAAUAGAAAGUAAAAAUUGUUUUAUUUUUUUUUUAUUGAAGUAUUUGUUUGCUUAACAAUUUUAUUCCUAAACGUAAUCUACCUAUUUAGUAUAAACAUGAAAUAUUUUUAAGUAAUUUAGCAUGUCCAGCUUAAUUUUUAGUUGAUUUAUAGUUUAACUACUUAAACGUAUUAUUAUUUAUUAUGUACUAGCACUAUUAGGUGUAAACUAUUUACCUGUAUUCAAUUUUAAUAGUGGGUGUUUAUAAAUAAUAAACUCAAUUCUCCAAUUGGUUUUUUUAAUCUAAUCUGCCUUUUGAGUCCAUUAUAAUAAGAUACUCACUACCCGGAUGACCCUUUUGCCAAUUUGCUUUUAACUUUUGAUUUUUUAAGAAAUAUUUUUCUUUAUAGGUUCACAUAUUUUAAGAAUAUAAAUUUUAGUUUUUAGGAGUUAGUAUUAUUACUAGUAAUUUACCUAUGUUUUUUUUCGCAGUUAAUAAAACUGCAAAAAAAUAUUCACCUUCAAUUAGUAGGUACCUAAUUCAACAAAUAAAAUUAAAUAAUGUUUAGCAGAGAAAACAAACACGGAAAUGGGAAUGAUAUUGUACUCGGAUAGAAGAUAACAAAACUAGAAAAUAAAUAAUGGUAUAAUAAAAUGGCAAAUAAAAUAUAAUACAAAAAUACUAAAAAUAAAAUGGCAAAUGACUUUAAUCUAAUAAGUAGUUCAUUAUGGAAAUAAGUAGUGCAGAGGUAGUUUAUAAAGUCAGCAGUCAGUAGUAUGAGAAAUUGGGCCAGUACAAAUUUCGGUCACUAGCUGUUUAACAUUUAUUGUCGAUAAAUGGUGCAUAAAUCAAAGAAUAUCCUAUCAUUUUAAUUUGUAUUGAUAACAGCUCCCUUAAUUUGCUAGUAGACUACUGGACAUACAUCAAAAUUAUUUUGUAAAUGCAAUAGAUAAAAAAAGGGUGAUUUAAUAACUUUCUAAUAAUAGAUAUAUUAUACAACACAAAAAAUUUAAAUUUUCUUCUCUAAUUUAGUUUUUAUUAAUUAAUUACUUAUUAAAUAUAACAUUAAAACUUACCUACAUUAAAUUUUACUUAAAGAAACCAUACACCAUCUUUUCUUCGUUUUUAAAUGUGCACAACUCAUAAUGACAAACAGCAGAAACUACCCUUAUUAUCUUUUCAUUGGCACUGUUCAUUUUGAACCAAUAGAAAAAACAUAUUGACUGUACUAGUUGUUACCUUCACAAUCUACAUGAAAGACAUAAUUAACAAUCAGCCCAAUAUCUAUCAUUUGUAAUCAGUUACCAAUAUUAGCCAAGUACAUCAGUCAUGUGAAAUCGGUUUAAAUAUUUAAGAGCUUAUAAGCAAACCAAGAAAAUAGUUUAUAAUUUUGGUAAACUUAAUGUAUUGUAUUCUAUAUAAUAAUGUAGGUCCCUAAGGAAUCUAUGUAGUAUUUUAUCAAAUUAACAAUUAAUGUUACUAUUUUUUUUUGUCAUAUUAUAAAUAUUGAAAUGAGAUGGUAUUGUUACAUGCACCUUAAUAAUUCAUCCUCCUUAACUUACACUUUACAGUACAUUAAUACCUACAAUAUAGCAUUAUUUAAUUGCAUUUAAUAUUUUGAUUCAGAACACAUUUUAAACUUGAUUAGUACCUACUGCAUGAUUAUAAUUUAGUUAUAAAAAAACUACAUAAAUUGUAUUGUAUUUAAACAAUUAUUUUGUAUCUAGUUUUUUAAUCAAAUUAUGUUAAUAAAUAUUAAACAUUCUUGAAUACAAUAACUCAUCAUUAUAUAAUUGAGUUAUACCUAAAGUAAUAUGUAGAAGUAGUAGAAAGGUAAAUUAAUUGUGCAUUCAUUAUUAUUAGUAGGUACAUUCAUAGCCAUUUAGCCAUGGGUUAUUAUGAAUAAUAUUUUUCUAGCAAAGUAUUAUAAUUUUUCUUUUUGGUUAUUUAUAAAAGUUGCCUAUUAACAUUUUAGAUAUUAUAAUUUGAAAACUGUGUAAUGUACACAGAAUAUUAAAUAUCUAUUUAUUUUUGCUUAUUUGUGAAUGUAGACCCCGGGAAAAAAAAAUCAUAAUUAUUUUUUUUGGAAAAAAAAUUAAUUUAUUAAUGAUGUAAAUAAUGAACAUGAUAUAAUUAAAAUUAUGUCAGUUCAUGAUUAAUUGUGUAUGCAAAACCAUUAAAAAUUAUUUUUGUUCCUGAUUUCAAAAUCAUUACUUCCAUUUUGAUGUAAAUAAUUACAAGAUUGUACAAAGAAAAGAUUUUUUUUUUUAUGUGUUAUCUACCAUUGAUUUUAUAUAUAUUAAUUGUUGAGUAUUUCAGAUUUCAAUGGUAUCAUGACGUUAUUAUCUUACAAAUUAAUUUUGUUAUUUAUUACCUCACCUUACUGAUAAAAGUAAUCUUAGCCAUUGCACUUAAAAAAAAAAUUACGAAAAAAACAAUUUUUUUUACAUUACAUUGUUUAUUCGUUUAUUUUAUGAAAAUAAUUAAAUCGGAUUUUUUUUCAGCAUUAGUAAUUUUAGGUUGAACUUUUUUCCGACUCCCUUUUAUUUGGAAUAGCUAAUUUUAGCUUUGAAUGCCAUUCUUUCUAUAAUAAAAGUAUGUGUGGUGUGUAAACUAAAUGUGUAUUAUAAAUAGUUUAUAUUUUAGUUCUUAGGUUAAUCCUAAAUACCUAUAUGAAUUUACAAUUAAUUUAGAUAAUUUAAAUAAAUGGUAAAAUAAUAUUUAUUAUUUACAAAAUCUUUUUAUUAAAAUAAUGUGUUUAUGGUUAAACUUCAAUGUUCUCAUCGAGUAUUAUGUUUAUAUCUUUAUUUAUUUAACUAUAAUUAUAUCAAUACCUAUAGCAAAACUUCCCAAUACAAUUAUUUAUUCUGUCACUAUUUGACUAUCAAAUUUUUUUAUCAUUGAUAAUAAUUCUUAAUUAUUAUAAGUAUAAUUCCGUAGAUACAUAUUAUGUGUAACAUAUAUAUAUAUAUAUAUAUAUAUAUAUAUAUAAAAAUAUAUAUAUAUAUAUAUAAUUCACAGCAAUAUUCAAUUUCAAAUACCGUAUUCAUUACAGACUACACAUAAUAAUAUCCCUCAUAGCACAAAAAUUCUUUCGGGAUCUUCUGUGCAGACUUAGCGACUAUAAUAGGAAGCUCAUAUUUAAUUCAUAAACCAGUCAGAAAGGAUCUCUACACAUAUGUAGAGAAAAAUUAAUUUUUUAUUUUCAUCCCAUAAUUAUUGAAAAAUCACUUGUCAACAUUUUCAAAAUAAUUAUUUUGGAAAAGUUGUCAUUCUAGAAUUUUAAUUUAACAUACAUUCAUAACAGAUUAAUAAUUUUUUGGUAAUAACAGUUUUAAUUUCUAGAAGAAAAUUGGUAUGGAAACAAUUCAUUUCAAUAAAAUAACAUGUUACUCAUUAUGGAAUCGCAAUCAGCACGGUAAUUCCUUAUCUGCUAUUGAAUGUCAAUUUUUUUCAUACCUAUUAUCUAUACUCUAAAGUCACUAUAACUAAGAAACUAUUAAUCGAGUAUGAAUGCAUUAUACAUUUUAGAAUAAUAUAGAAAAACUGUCCUAGGAUAAUGGGGAUAGGUGCAGCCACUGUUGUAGGUGAGAAGGUAGAAUACAGACCGGAAUUUAAUGUUUAUCUGUAAGCAACGAUUAACCAUUGUUAAUGAAAAACAAUUAAGACUGCAGUUUAGUUAACAGCGUUGCUUUGUCAACAAUAUAUAUGUCAUAUAGUAAAAUAAUUACAUAUAUAUGCAUUAAACAUUUUCAUUUAUAAUAUUAUACCUAUUUUCCCGUUCUCCCGGUUUUCCUCAUUUAUUGAGAAAACAAGGGAAAAUAAAAAAUAAAAUAAAGGAAUACAAAGAAAAAAAUUAUACUAAUUAGUCGUUUUACAUAGAAAUAAUUUAUUUUAAUAGGAGAGAUUAUUUAAAAUGGUUUAUUAUUUGACAUAGAUAUGUUAAGAAAUAUAAAUUAUUUGGUUAUUAUUUAUUAUCUAAAAUGUACCUAUUGAUAUAAGAUAUUAUUUUUAAAAUCGAUUUGUACAUUUAAAAUAUAAAAAUUAUUUUUCUUUAUUUCAUUGCGUAUGUGUAAUUCUUCUAAAACUGAAUUACUGAAAAUGUUAUUUUGGGUAUUUAAUAUCUCUAAGUCUGUAUUAAUAUCAAUGUUCGUGUUAUAGUUAUUUUUUAAAACAUGUUAAGCAAAAUUUGAAUUAGGAGCAGACUUUUUAUUUCAUAAAGAAAAAUAAUUUUAAUAAGAUUUUAAAUGUUCAAACCAAUUUUAAAAAUAAUAUCUUAUAUUAAUGCAUUUUAGAUAGUAAAUAAUAACCCAUUUUAAAUAAUCUCUUCUAUUAAAAUAAAUUAUUUCUAUGUAAAAUGACCAAUUUGUAUAAUUUUUUUUUUUUUUUUAUAUUCAGUCUAGUUUUAAAUUUUGACUGUGAUAUAUCUGAUGAUAAAUUUUUAAUUUAAAACUGGUCAUGUAAUACUCCAGACGACGCAUUUAUUCAUUUUUUAUCCUUUUAUUUCAUAUCUAUUUACUAUAUUUAAUUUUUCUCUACAUAUCUGUCUCCUCGUAUAUAAUAUUAAGGGGAAAAAAAUUAAUGUUGACAGAGUUAUUAGCAUAAAGAUAAUAAUGUAAGACACCCUAAGUACCCUAAUCAAAUUGACAGUCUGAUGAACAAAAGUUUAGGUUCCAUUUGGUGUUUGCCCAGAGACUCCUAUCAAGAAGCAUUUUAACCUUUUUGGGAACCGACUGCUUUAGUCUGCAGCUUCCGUUGAAAUGUAUUACUAACCUCAUAUUUUGGCUCUUAAAUCAAUCUCCUUACCAAAUUCGUGGGUACUGUGUGAACUUGAACAUUAAAAAUCCUAAAAACCAUCUUAUACCUUUUCAGACUGGUCCAGGCAUUAAACAGGUGUUUCCUGUUACAGUCCUUGAGUUCGCAUAGAAGGUCCUAAGAGGAUAUUUGUGCUGUUAAGAAUAAUGUUAUAUGUAGUGAUGAGCCGAUAUAACUAUUUCCCAAUAUUUAAUAUGUGCUACCAAUGCCUAAGAUCUAAUAUUUGAAAAUGAGAACAAUGAGUCAAGAUUGAAAUUAACCUAUAUAUCAGUUGAAAAACCGAUUUUUAACCCUUUUUUUUCCUAUUUCAGAGAUAUUGGUAAUAAUUUUGGUAAUAGACAUUUAUUCUAGAAUAUAUCGGGUCAAAUAUGGUUUUUGAUAUUUAGUAUUGGUUUAUGCCGAUACCCACCACUAUUAUACAUUUUAAUUUAAUUUUUGUAGAUCAAUGAAUUGAGCCAUGUAACAAUACCAGUGAUGUUGCUCCCUGAUGAUUUCCGAGCAUAUUCAAAAGUCAAAGUUGACAACCAUUUGUUCAAUAAGUUAGUAUUUAAGUAUAUUCUGCAAUUAUUUAUAUAAUCAUGUUUGUAUAUAUUUUUUAAGAGAAAACAUGCCUAGCCAUUUUAAAAUCAAAGAAUACUGUCCAUUGGUGUUUCGUAAUUUGAGGGAACGUUUUGGCAUUGAUGAUUUAGAUUAUAAAGAGUCAAUGACGAGGUUUGUUUAUCAUUUUUAUUCUUUACUAUAGCAUUUUAUAUAUGAUUAGUUCAUUUAGUAGUAAUUUAUUAUUAUUUACCGAAUGUGUGUUGUAUAAGUAUACCUUUUAUAAUGACAUUUAAGGGACUAGUUAAAGUUAAUCAUAAUAACCGAUUGUCAUUUUAACCAAAAUGAUAAUUGUAUUAUAAUCCAUGUGUCAUAUUUUUAUCACUAAAUUAUGACUUAAAUGCAUACAGAAAAAAAUAAAAUUUAAAAAGUUGUUUUAUUAUUUUAAAACCAAAUUUACAAUGUAUUGAAAAAAAAAUCUGUUAUCUUAGUUUGUAUAAACAUUAUGCAGAUUUUUCCAAUAUAACCAAAAAGACGUCAUAAUAAUCAAUAAAAAUUAGUACAUAUAAUGUAGGAGUUUUUCCCAGGACCUUCAAUCUAAGGUCACCCGAUAUGUCACUACAACCAGUGUCAUUAUAAAUGGUAUCUAAAUUAUAUUUAUUAUUUAUGUUUAUAACUUACAAUUUUUAUUUAAAAUAAUGGUUUUUAUUUAUAAAAUACUUUAUUUUCCCCCUUUCCGUGAAAUUUAACUUAUGGUAUCCAUGUUAAUAAUUAUUUUUUAGAUAUUUUUUACUUAAUCCAUCAAUUAUUAUUGUAUGUUGACAAUGUAAAGUAAUAUAUUUUACAUAAAGUAUCUACUUUUAAUAGAACUCUUAAAUAUAAUAGUUGUAUCUAUUCUACAUUAUAGUCCUUUAACAAAUGAUAUUUAGUUAUCCACUUGUGUUUCCAUUGUAACAAAUUUGCGUUGUAUAAUAUAAUUAUUUUCGGCACAAUAAAAAGGUUCUCUGAGGAAAGCAGCUACUGUUGUCGCAAAAGUCAAAGCAAAUCUAUUAUGAUGUACAACCGGAGAUCCUUGACUACUCCUAAUUUACAUAUGGAAACAGUUAACUUUAAACCUAAGAAAUUGAAAGUUUAUUGCUCUGAAAUUAAAAGAAGGUACACAAAUAAGGACUAACAAAAAUAUGUGUUCCAUAUGUAUUGGGUAGAUUAAACUAAUUUUAAUUUGAGCUCUUCCUGAAAUUCAUAUUAUUAUUGCUUAAGAAUUUUAAAUAAUUUAAAAUUCAAACAAUAAAAUUUAUUUAGAAUGGUUGCAUGGUGAAACUUUGAAUAUUAUUAUUUUGAGUAGAUAAUUUUUUAAAUCUGAGAAUCUUUGAAACUAAUUAAUUUAAAUCGACAUUAUUUAGAAUUGAAACCAGAAGUUCACCAGUUUCAAUUUUGUUGAUUCCAAUUUAAAUCAGUUCUAUUAAUGACAAUUCCAAAAAUGUAGUUUCAAAUAUUUAUUAUUCAAAUAAUUUAAGGCACUCCUUUAAAAUCAUUUGACUAUAUUGAAUAGUUUGUUUUAUAUAUUAGUAUAUAAUAAAUAAGAUAAAGUAUGAUAUAUAAAAUAUUUCAUUGAAAUUCAGGAAAAUUUACAGUUUUAUCUAACAUAUUUUAUACUGUUUGAUUUCUGUUAUAAAAAUUAAAUAUAUAUAUUAUUUAGAAAUUAAUAACCGACUGUAUUAUAUUCAAUAAGCUUUGUUUAAAUGUGUUUUUUGUUAAUAAAAUUAAAUACUAAUUUGUAUAAUUUAAAAUUUAACAUAUUUAAUUUACUAAUCAAGUUGUUAAUGAAUUUAACAGUAAAUGUAUUAAUUUAAUAUAUUUACCAAUCUAUAUUUUUUAAAUUAAGUAGGUAUAAGAUGUAUAUAAUUUAAUUUUGGUCUUUUCUUAGGUCACAACCUGUUUCAGCAGAUGCAUCAGGUAAAAGUAAUGCAGGUUUUUACUAUUCGUAUGAUAAAUUAUUCAUCAUUAAAACAUUGACUAGUGAAGAAGUUGAACGAAUGCACUCAUUUUUAAAACACUACCAUCCUGUAAGCAAUUAGUUAAUUAAUAUUUCAAUGUGAAAUCUAAUUAAUAUUUUAUCAUUAGUAUGUUGUUGAAAGACAUGGAAAAACUCUUCUUCCUCAAUAUCUAGGAAUGUACCGUUUGACUGUUGAUGGUGAUGAACAUUAUGUCGUAGCCAUGAGGAACGUGUUUAGUAAUCAUUUGGCCACACAUAGGUAUACUUAAUUACAAUUAUAAUUAAAUAUGUAUGAACAUAAUUAUAGAUUACAAAUCCAAAAUAUGUAUACAUUUUAUAAUUGCCUCCUCUCUCAAACAUAAUAGUGAUGAUAGGUAAAGAAUUUUUUAUGUAAUAAUAAUAAAACUAUUAUUUUUUUUUAUGAAUAUUAGAUUCAAUAAUUAAAUUAUAAUAUUGUUAUUUAUAAGGAAAAAAUAAGAUACAGAAUUCACAGGUGUAAAUGAAUGAGGAAAAGAUUCUGAGCGGAGCGAAUAAUGUAUUGGUUUUACAAUGUUUUUUUUUUUUUUUUUUUUUUUUUUUGUAUACACCUUUUUUACUAGAAAUUUUGUUCCAAUUUUAAAAUUUAGCACUUUUUGAAAAGAAUUUGAUUGGGGUGCAAUUUUGGGAGGUCAUUUUUUAAUUUUUCCAAGAGUUCGUAAUAAAAGGAAAAACAAGAAAAUGUACGAAAUAUUUUAUUUUCAAAUUGUAAAUAUUCAUAACAUUUAUUCAAACUCCAGAAUAGUUUUUUGGUUGCUAAUGAUAAAUCUAUAUACAUAUAAUUUCCCCUAUUCUUUACCAACUUCUCACCUACAACAGUAGGUAUUACUAGAGUGGCCCACACCACAUGUGAAGUAUGUCCGUUUUUUAGUUUUUUAUUCAAAUCAAACAUUAAUAAGUAUAACAAAAAUGUAAAAUGUUAGUUUUUAGAUUUCUGUUUAAAAUGUCAACACUUUUAAAGCAUUAAAAACUGACUUAUAAGAUUAUUUAAAAUUAGUUCUACUAAUAAAAAAUAAUUUUAGAGGCUAAUGCUGCUGAUGGGGGUAUUACUGUUUAAGGAGUAAAGUUUAAAGGAAAUAACAUAAAGUAAUUUAAUUUAUAAAAUGAUUGCUAACCAAAAACGAUUAUAAGUAAUUAUAUACUUUUACUUAUACUCAAAGUAACUCAGAAAUCAACAAACAAAACAUUUCAGUUUUCUAUUUUAUUAAGAUAUUAAUACAUGGUGUUUCAAAUUAUGAUAAUUUGAUGUUAUACAAACAUUUUUUUUUUUUAGAAAAUUUGAUCUCAAAGGUUCUACAGUUGAUAGAGAAGCUUCAGAUAAAGAGAAGGAAAAAGACCUACCGACAUUUAAAGACAAUGAUUUUGUUAAAGAACGUACAAAAAUAUAUAUUGGUGAUGAAGCAAAAGAUAAGCUUUUGGAAACUCUAGGAGCAGAUGUUGAUGUGAGUGUAAUUUUAAUGUUUUAAAUUGUUAUACUUUUAAAACAUAUGAAUUUUGCAUUCUAGUUUUUGACGGGAUUACAUUUGAUGGACUAUAGCCUAUUAUUAGGCAUACAUGACUGUACUCGCGCAGAGCGUGAAAGGGAAGAAGCAAUUGUUAGUGGUACUGGAGAUGUUAAUGCAGAAGAAGAGGAUGAAGAUGCGGAAGAUAGUGAAGGUGCUGGAAAUACAGUGACAUGGGCCAACACACCUCCAGAUUCACCACACAGUUUAUUAGCACGUGAUACAAGCCUCUGCCAGUACGACGUGGCUGCAAUAAUACCUGAUCUCGAUAUAUAUGCCAUACCUAGUAGUGAAGGUAAUCUUAUUACCCUUUGGUGAUAAAUUUGAAUAUAGUUUGUUAUUAUAUAAUAGAUUAGUUAUGUUAUUAUUUCUAACAGGUGCACCAGUACGAGAAAUUUAUUUCAUUGCAUUAAUUGAUGUACUUACACAUUAUGGUGUUAAAAAACAAGCUGCAAAAGCGGCUAAAACAUUGAAACAUGGAUCAAACGUAGAUGGUAUAUCAACAUGUGACCCAGAACAAUAUGGCAAACGUUUCAUUGAAUUUUUAUCAAAAGCCAUUGAAUAAAUUAUUAUUUAAAAUUUCUUCCAUUUUGAAAACAAAAAUAUAGUGUGCUAAGUAUUAUUAUUUUACGCUAGUUUGUCUUCUAUGUACGACAAUGCUUGCUAUAAACACUAUAUAUUACUUCAAAUUUGAAAUGAUCGUACAUUAUUUUUUACAUUUUUUUAGAGUUUAAUUAAUUGCUAUAAUUUUGUUUUUAUAUUAUAACUUAUUGUGUGGCCAAAAGUUAAAUCACUAUUAUUUUAUAGUUACCUUAAGAGUUAAGAUAAAAUGUAUAUGACAAAAAAAAAAAAAAAAAUAGUUUUAGUAUAGCACAAAUUAAAAAAAAAAAAUUUCUUCAAAAAACUAUUUUUUUUUUAUAAAAUUAUAAUUAUCACUUGAAAAGAUGUGCCCAAACAAAAAACUAUCUCGUAAAAUAUACAACAAAUAUUAUACAAAUUAAUAUUUUUUUAUUGCGUCUUGUAUAUGUUGUUGUCUAUGUGUUCCAUCACAAAAUGGUCGAUGGGUUGUUUGUUUACAAUUACACAGCCAAUAUUCUUUACUUUCAGCUACUUGAAUUUUAACCGGUUUCAUUGUAAUGCGGAGUUUUUGAUUUUUAUGCGUCCCAUCACAAAAUGGCUAAAUAUAGAAAUACAAUUUUUUAUUUUAUGUUACCUACUUUAAUCUUAUUAAAAAAAUAUACACAUUUUUUUUUAUAAAUACCUGUUGUCGACUCAUACCACAAGAACACCAGCUAUAAUUUUUUCCUUUUUCUAGAAAAACUUUAAAUGGUCGUUUAUCAUAAAUAACACCUAGUUGCUUUUGUUGAGAUGCAGUAUGAAACUCUUCUAAUAAGUUUUUUGGUAGUAUCUCAUCUACUUUCUUUGAAUAAACUCUCUAAAAAUAUAAUUUUUCAAUUUAUAAAAUGUGGAAAAUAUCAAAAGUA